Limulus polyphemus (Atlantic horseshoe crab) is the source of this 2197-nucleotide messenger RNA. RefSeq names its product nibrin-like. NCBI's taxonomy places the organism in Eukaryota, Metazoa, Arthropoda, Merostomata, Xiphosura, Limulidae. Bases 164 to 2197 code for a protein of 677 amino acids. The record is from RefSeq and is a predicted model, not a curated record. Gene Ontology annotation, molecular function: protein binding; damaged DNA binding. Gene Ontology annotation, cellular component: Mre11 complex. The transcript is spliced from 17 exons. Gene Ontology annotation, biological process: mitotic G2 DNA damage checkpoint signaling; double-strand break repair via homologous recombination.
UUUGAAUCGGCGGGAGAUAAGAAACUUAGAGGGAGAUAAUGUAGUAUAACAUAGAAAUGUAACCUUCUGGAUGUAAGUUGUAACUGUAAGGAAGAUACAAGUAUAAAACAGCACUGAGGGACUUGUUACACAAACUAAAGUUUAGUGGAGUGUGCACAGAAUUAUGUGGAAGCUAGUUAGUUUGAAAGAUGAAGGUACCUGUUAUAGGCUGUUUGUUGGAAAGGUCCACACUGUUGGACGUAAGGGUACUGACCUGUUGAUACUGAAUGACCUGUCAAUCAGCCGUAAACAUGCCGUCUUGUUGGUUUCACAUUCUGAAGCAAGUUUGAUUGAACCACAUCAUCUCCCAAUUCUUACCUUGAAAGAUAACAGUUCCAAGUAUGGCACUUACUUGAAUGGAAGAAAGCUAUCACCUGAUGUGAAAGGAACAAUUGUCAACAAAGGAAAUGAGAUCAGCUUUGGACAGUGUGGAAGUUCCUUCAAGGUUGACUAUGAACCUUUGGUUGUGACGACUUCAGCUGUUGAUUCAUCCGGGAAAAAAGAAUUGAAACCAUUGAUUUUAAAACUUGGUGGACAUGUGGUGGCAGAAUGGAGAAGUGAUUGUACGCAUUUAGUAAUGAAUGAAAUUAAGGUCACUGUUAAGACAGUGUGUGCUCUAGUUUCCUUGAAACCUCUAGUCACCCCAGAUUAUUUCCGUGUUUUUGUGGAGAGUAUUGAAAAUAAAACAGAACUUCCAGAUGCUAGUAGGUUUUUGCCACCAGUUGGUGAAUCUGCCAUAAACAAAGAUAAUGUCAACUUUAAUGUUAUAGUUAGACGAAAAACACUUUUUACAGACAAAACAUUUGUUUUUCUUACAGCUAAGCAGUAUAAAAAGCUUCAUUUACCUGUAACUUUGGGUGGAGGAAAGGCCAUUUUAUUGGAAGAAAAGCAAGAUGUUAACGCAAGUUUUUGGAAUCAACCAGGACUUUGUGUCAUGGAAUAUUCUGAUAACGUAGAAUAUUCCCAGUCACCAGACUAUGUCCGUACCAUUCUUUCAACUAUAAAGAAGAAGAACCAGCGGCCAAUACCAGAAUCUGAUAUUGGACUUGCUGUUGUCUACUGCUCAACAGAAAAGUUUUGUAAUCCUGAUUUUGACUUUGGUUCAGCACUGUUUGGUUCGGCAAAGCUCCGUUCACAAUCGUUAUCUCAGCAGGAAGUAUAUGCACCUGAAACUCAAACAUCUGACACAAAUUCCCAAAGUGAAAGGCUAAACAUGAGAAAUCACAGCUUUGAAAAUAAGGGACCUACAGAAACAAUUGAAACAUUGGAGGUCGUAUCUUCAAAAGACCGAUGUUCGCGUACUUUAGAAAACCAGAGAGACUCAGAAAUGUCUGAAAUAAACAAGUACACUGCAGGAGAUGUGAGAUCUCCUAACAAAUACAGUGAAAGUCAAGUUUCUUGUGUCGAGGUUUGUGAGAAUAGAAAAAAAAGACUACGUGAAGAUUCAGGAGAGCAGUCUGGUCCUCCUCAGAAACACAACAAAGAAGAAAGAGAAGACUAUAUAGAAGGAUCAGAACAACCAGAUGUAUGUGUUAAACGGCUUUCAUUUCUCCAAAUUAAAAAAGAACAAUCUUCACCACCAUCAGUAGAAAAGAAGAGAAAUUCUUUAACAAGUUCAGGUAUUAUCAGUAACAACAAUUGGAGCAUGCCUACAAAAACAACAUCAGUGGAAACUUCAGUAUUAGAAAGAGAUAGUAGCUCAGUCAGAGAAGAUAUCAAGGUUCAUGACAAAGGAGUAUCAAUGGAAAAGGAUCAGGAGAAUUUACUAAGCUUUACAGGUGAAAUCCCCCACGGGUUUCUAACAACUGUAACAUCAAAUCAGGUUCCUCAUAUUAAAAGAGAAGAUAACUACAACAAUUUUGAUGAGUUACUUCCUUGCAAAGUGCUUCAAACUGAAUAUCUAUCAUUGGUUCAUCACGUAAGAAGUAGGCCAUGCUGGAUUCCCACAGAUCAUCCUGAUGAUCCUAAAAGGCCAGUGAAGAACUUUAAGAAAUUUAAAAAAGUUGAACAUGCAGGAAAUAGGAUGCUACCCCGAAUCAUUGGAGGUCAUGACUUACAAAUCUACAUACGAACAUCUUCAGGAGGAAUUGAUGAUUGGCUUAAUGAAAAUCCAGAGUCACAGGUGCAGGAAAGAACUGAUGAUGGACUUUUUGAGUAA